Messenger RNA from Lachancea sp. 'fantastica', 906 nucleotides. Lineage: Eukaryota; Fungi; Ascomycota; Saccharomycetes; Saccharomycetales; Saccharomycetaceae. The record is from the annotation of a GenBank genome assembly.
AUGAGCCAAUCUAUGGGGUUUAGCUGGGGAUUCAAGCCCACGAGCGAAAUCUGCGGGCCAAAUACUACCUCAGCAUGUAAAAUCACGAAACCCCGGGUGAAACGGCGGUUCGCAGGCGACGAAACCGUUCAACCUAGCUCGACAACUGUUUCGGUGGCUCAUCGUCCAGUCAAAGCAAUAGCGAAACGGAAGACUGCAGUUUCUGGGAUCCAGGGCCAGCCCCUGCCACUGGCGCGUGCCGUGGAGCUUAUGGACCGCAAUUUGCUGCAAUCCACCCUUAUGGAACUGGUCAAAUUGCAUCCGGAAAUUCAAAGCACUUUAAUGGCUCUGCAACCACCUUCGCGGUCCGUGGACCAAUACACAACCAUUCUACGAGCCAAACUCGAACAGGUGUUCCGCAACCUGCCCUAUUCAAGACUGCGAGACUCAUCGUUAAACGAGGAAAACGAAGGACUCAGCGAUUACGCCUUUGUCAGGGUCAAGCCCCACAUACUGGAGUUUCUCAAUUGUCUUGUGGACUGUGUACUGGAAAGCAUACCACCACAAAGCCAAUCUGCACUGCAUUCCCUUAGAGUUCUGGACGCCGCCACAGAAUUGCUUGCCCAGGUGCCUCGGUUCGCCACUGCCAGCAAUAACUACUAUAAAAACGUGUGCUACGAACAAAUGGCCGAAAUCUGGCAUACCGUGAUACGCCAAGUGACUGAGGAUUUGUCUUUUAUUGCAUCUGCAUCGGGAACUGAGGAAUGGCUACAAAUUUUGCAAAAGCAUAAUGAGAACUCGCAUGGUCGACUCCAGAAGCCACUUCAGCUUCUCCAGGCUCUCCAGAAUCCAUUAGAUCCGUCUCAAACCCACUCUUCAUUUUCUCAAGACCAGCAGCCAUCUAAUCUUUGGAAUAAUUUGGUCUGA